CUCGCCAGUCCUGCCGCGGCGUGCUGAGGUGCGGCCGCUCUGUCUCUUGCCUGUGCGUGUGUCGCGCUGUCCCCGCCACGCCGUGUGUGUAUGUGUGAGUGCGUGCGUGAGUGUUUACAGGUGCGCUGCCUUAGUCUAAACAUCGCCGAAUCAUUAGCCAGGACACGGCGCCGGUCAGUGUAUAGUUUCUUUUCAAAAUCUUUUAGAAAGUUUUAAGCGUUGAUAUGACCCGUGUUGAGGGAGUUCCCAUACGUUUCGACGGCGCGGAGCCAGGAGGGUCAGCCAGGCCCGGGCUGCGGCGAGCGUGUGGCACCACAUCUGGGCAUCAGAGUGGGCACAGCAGUAAAGCACCGCAGUGACGUGUCAUUAAAUGCCUGUUCUUUGUGUGGCGCCAGUUUUUGUUCCUCGUGUCAUUAGUGCAAGUGCGUAAAGAGCUUCAAGCAGGUGUUGUCGAGUGCGGCCUCUGAUGUGCCCAGAGGUGGUCUCCUAUUGCGACCUUCCAUCGAACUUGUGAACUUUGAUUGGCUCCUGUCUGCCUGCGGUUGUGCCUGUGGGGAUAUACCCGAGUAACAAAGCAGACGCGUGUUUUUUUUAUACCCGACAAACAAGCAGCAGACAGUUCUACGGUUGACCAUUCGCUGGGCAGACACCACUCUUGUUGGUGUCAGCGAACAAGCGGACAAGAAAGCACAAGCAUCCACCACAAUGUCUUCAGCUGAUGGGGACGUGGAGGAAGGGCGGCGAAACCCUCUGGGGUUCCGGCCUCGGGCGCCUAAAAUCGGCAAUCUUCCCAGACACUCCGCCAUCGAGGAGGAUGGUGAUGGCGGGGGGCGCUGUGCCCUGGGAGUGGCCGCCCUCAAGCGCCACCCCCAGCAUCCUGCGGCUUCCUUCAGGGACGAGGUAGCGACGCACGACACCGGAUACUUCAGGAAGGACUCCCGCACGCCCGACGACGUGUCCACCACCACCACCACGACGCACGCAGCGCCCCUAGACACGCGGGUGACGGGACGGUGUCAGGCCGUGGUGGCGGUGCGGGCGGCGCCGGAAAAACCCGCGGGCUGCGGCAACGCUUCCUCCUGUAAGAGCCGCGAUACCCCCGGAUGCGCCGCGCCUUCCAUCAACGGCCAUCCCUGCGGCGACGGCGAGAAGGGGUGCGAGCGCGGCGGCGGGAGAUGCGAGGCGGGCAGCAAGGUGGAGGACCUGACCCGCGCCGCCGCCUCGCUGUCCAUCGCCGCCCAGAAGGGCGUCCCCGCGAGCCCCGCCGCCUCCUCCGGCCCCAGCCAAGCCGAGGGGGCGCCCAAGCCGAGCAAGGACGAGCCGGACCUCAUCAAGACCGAGGACCCCUUCCCGACCACCUUCAAGAUCCCGACUCCGGGCGGGUCCUUCACGGAGCACCGGCCGGGGCGCAGCGUGUGCGAGGAACUCCGCCAGCUGUCGCGGGUCAACUCGCUGGUGGAGCGGGGCUCCCUGGCCAACAUCCGCUCGACUUCCGUUGACGAAAACGGGCCCGUGUCGGGCGGGGGGCACGGAGGCCAGGGGGGGACCGCCUCCGGUAGGGGCACGCACAUCGCGCGGCUCAUUCAGUCGAAGAGCGUCAACAUGGGCGAGCGCCCCAUCUACCCCAACGUGCCCUUCUCGCCCUACGGCUCCCCCUGCUCCUCCCCCCGGCUGCGGCGCCGCCCCCUCAAGGAGUCGCGCCGCGUCAGCAUCGAGAAGAACGGGGAAUACAUCCAGCUCAACCAGUACAAACUCAAGGAACCCAUCGGGCAGGGUUCUUACGGCAUCGUCAAGUUAGCCUACAAUGAAGAGGACGAUACCCAUUACGCUAUGAAGAUCCUGUCGAAGAAGAAGCUGAUGAAGAAGCAUGGCUGUUUUGGCCGAGCUUGGACCAUAGGCGGCGAGACAGAGGGAUCGCCGCACGCCCGUUCCCUCAGCCCGUGCCACCGCCUCGCCAGCUACUCGCCGCCCACUCUCAGAGUGAAGGGCCGGCUGCCGCCCCCGCGCGCGUCGGGAGGCCGGCCGAUCGAGAACCCGCUGGACAGAGUGCACCGCGAGAUCGCCAUCCUCAAGAAGCUCAUCCACCCCAACGUCGUCAAGUUGGUCGAAGUCCUGGACGACCCGGAUGAGGAUAACUUUUACAUGGCAUUUGAGCUCCUGGAGAAGGGCGAGGUAAUGGAGGUGCCGACGGACACGCCCCUUACGGAGGACCAAGCGUGGGGCUACUUCAGGGACGUCGUUCUUGGCAUAGAAUACUUACACUACCAGAAGAUAAUCCACCGCGACAUUAAGCCAUCGAACCUGCUGCUCGGGGACAACGGCCACAUUCAGAUCGCGGACUUCGGGGUUUGCAACGAGUUCGAUGGCCAGGACGCCUUCCUCACCAACACGGCGGGAACACCUGCUUUCAUGGCCCCUGAAGCGCUCUCCACGUCGCGGCAUAAAUAUUCCGGGAAGGCCGCAGACAUCUGGGCAAUGGGCGUGACUUUGUAUGCCUUCGUUUACGGGAAACUUCCAUUCCACGAUGAAAAUAUUGUUGUGUUGUACGAUAAGAUCCGGAACGCGCCCCUCGUGUUCCCGCCCGCGCCGUUCGUAUCCGAUGAUCUCAAGGAUCUGAUUAGCCUAAUGUUAGAAAAGGAUCCUGCUAAGAGAAUAACGCUGCCAGAUAUUAAGCAACAUCCCUGGGUGACAGCAGGUAAUCAGUACCCGCUGCCCACCGAAGAGGAGAACUGUGUACUGAUCGAGGUAACGGACGAGGAGGUCCAGACGUGCGUGCGGUCGAUCCCCAAGCUGGAAACGCUAAUCCUCAUCAAGUGUAUGCUCAAGAAACACAGCUUCCACAACCCGUUCAAGAUGAACGUGCUCAUCAAGGAGCAGUUUGCGCGUGCUGGACGGUCGCACUCGGCGCCUGGUUCGUAUGAGUUCUACUUGGACAGGAAGAGGUCGCUUGAUAUCACACUCCCAGCAGUAGAUGAACUGGAGGUCUGCGGGGAGGACAGAUGAUGUGACGGCCCAUCACUUGGUGCAGUGCAGAAGGAAAUCAUCAUCAUGAUGUGCUUGUUACAGUUUUUAAAAUGAUAUAAAUGUAAAGAACAUGAUAAACUUAAAAACUCUCUCAAAAAACUUACCUCGUUGUUGUUGGUUUCUCAUUAACUUCUUAAGAUCAUUUAUUGAAUACAUAUAACAGGAUGCAACACUGUAUCCUUUAAUGCAAUAAAAUGUGUAUCUGCUGUUUUAAGUGAGAGAAAGCUGUGCCAACACAAUAAAGCGUAGCUGCUCUAGUAAUGCAUAAAUAGAGAAGAGAUUUUGCAAGGGGACAAAGCAGGUAAAAGUGAGCAGUGAAUAUAAUGCAUGCAGCGGUGCUAGAAAAGGCAGGCAAGGCAAUUGUUGGUUAUGUUUUGAAGAGAUGUUUUGGCUAAGAUGUCUUACACUGCCAGAAAACUGAAAUAGUGUAGACUGAGCACUUAGAAAGUUUCAUGUUAUUUUUGGAUCAGUAUGUAAGAGUUUUGAAGUGUUUUUGUCUUGGCUAAAAUCUGCUACAAUUUAUAUUUAUUACCCCACCAACAGGAGAAUAAUGGUUGAUUAAUUUUCUUGCAUUAGAUUUCAGGAUGUAGCUAAACAGUGAUAUUCUUACUUUAUGUUCUAAUAAAGUAAAUCAAGUAAAUAUUCCAGCAAGAAAAAUAGAAAACAUUAGUUUUCAUUGGCUUGAUGGAAAAUCAUGCAUAUGUGCACAGUAAAUUUAAUAGUUUUAUAUGAAGGUAACUAAUAACUACUGUCAUCUGUGAUGUUUGGUAGCCUCUCCCAGUCUUUUUGACAAUCUUAUGAUCUGAUAGAAUUUGUUGCAGAUCACUUUUAUUUUUAAUUUAUGUGAUUACACAAUUCAUGCUAAUAAAAAAAAAACACAUCCAGUUGCUAUAAGUUGUUUAUACAUAGGGGCUUUUAUGUAACAUUUAGGUCCCAUUGUACAAGGAGGUAGAAGUACUACAUUCAUUUUUAUUUUUAUGGGGGUUUGUAUACAUAAGCAACAUCUUUUUUAACAUAUAGAUCAGAGCUUUUUGACUGUUGUUUAAUGCAUUGGGACUUGGUUUGAAUUCUGGUUCAUGCUAGGUCACAACUCAAUGUCUUUGGGCUGUUCUGCUGCCAUCCGGGUUAAUAACAGUUACUGAAAGGCCUAUUCCAUAAGGUGUACUGGGAUUAAAAAAUAAGAGCAUCCAUGUACGGGAGGAAAUGACACAAGAAUUAGUUAAUGGUUCAUCCAGACUAAUCUGUCAUGUGUGAGGCUGGGCUGUGAGUGUUAAACAUCGUUGAAGCAUCUGAAAAGUGCUGUUCACUGACAAGACGUUUAUUUCUAGAAUGUUAUAAAUGCAUAAUUUCUUAUUACUUGAACCAUUGCAUUUUUGAUGUUGUGCUAGAUUUAAAUACAGUAAUAUAACUCAGUGAUAUAUAAGUACACUGUUUUGCUUAAUAUUAAUACAAUGCCAUAGAGACUGGCUGUGCAAAGUCUCCGUUAAUUAUUCUGUGAUUUUCUGACUAGCAUAUUUAGGUCAAUAUUUCAGUGUUCCAUAAACUGUAGACUACUCUGGGACAAGUUCCCAUUGAUGGCACAUCAUGGCAGUAAUCAUAAUGAUGUCCUAUUGGUAUUUGGUAAAAUUAUACAUAAUGUUAAAGUCUUUUGCAUGAGCUGUUACCUUUUAAAGAUGUUUAAGACUUGAAGUAUCCUAACUAUUCAUAUUAAACAAAAUAUUUGCCUCACUGAUAUGCCAGUGUGAGGAGGCAGAGAGUGGACUGCAGGUUUGGCUCAGUGUUUGUCUCGUGGUACAAGAUACAGUUCCCAGCAUGCAAAGUUAAACAAGCCUCCCUGUGAACUGAUUUCACUUCUAUGCAAAAAAUGAACAUUUUAAAGGAAUUUAGCAUCAAGUGUCUGUGUACUAUUUUUUUCUUGUUAUAUACAGUUUAAUUAUAUUUUUAUUUCAAAUUCAAAUUUCAGAUUACCUUCUGUUCAAUGUAACCUAUUAAAUUGAAUCAUAUAAUGAAUGAGAAAAAAAAAAAAAAGACUUCAAAUGUCUUUGGAAAGGCAAUAAAUUUGGUCGUAGAAAGUGAGUUGAACAGUUGAUUGUUCUACAUGUUGUGUCCUCUGUGUUACAGUGUAGUUCAUAUAUGCAACUUGUCAAUUUAUAAAUCACAUGUCUAUUAUUAAUGCAUUUAUAACUGAUACACAUGUUAGACAUCUUUUUUCAUACAUAAUGAAUCAGUUUUAUUUAUUUGGAUUUCCAAUAUAGAAAUAGGGUUAGUGAAUGGCUUUAAUAAAUUUAAAAUAUGAUCAUUGGUUUGUAUACAAUGUUAUUUUCUGUCUUGUAAUUGCUAUCUUCAGUGGUUGACACACGCCAGAUGCUAAAAAGUAUGUCAUGGGUUAGUCCUCCCAACCCAAAAAAUUUAAUAUAAUGAUUCUAGAACUUCUUCCAGAGCUGCAGGUGUCUACCACUGACUGUUAAUUAAUUCUGGUCAAGUGGAUAUCCUUCUUUGAAUCAGAUUGUUUCCACAAUGGUAUAGUUUGUUUCAGAGAGGUAAAGGUAUCGAUAUUUUCGACAGUUGCUUUUAUAGUUUUAUGCUCAAUAAUAAAAAAAAAUUGUUUUUUUCUUUUCUCAAUGUUAAAAUAUUUCAUUUUACUUUAGGUAAAUUAUUAAAUUUAAGCACAAGUGAUUGAUUAAUAAAGAAUGAGCUCCAUUACACCCACAGAAAUUACUUUCCCCCAGGCUGUCUUGUGUUGCCAAACCUCCUGUACCUUUGGCAAGGAUACCUUUUCUGAAAAAAGCUCAUUGUGAAUUAUUAAUCUCCAAGGAGGAUUUCCACACAGCAAUACUUGUGACAGGGAAUAAAAAAGGCAGAAAACACUGUUAUAUACCUAAAGCUGGUGGUUCAGUUCAGGUGAUUUGCUGUACCUAUAUAAUGAGCCUACUUAUAUAGUACAGAGUUACUUUUGUCAACUUUCCAUUCAUGAGUUACAAUGUGUUAUUCUAUGCAAAAUGUGAAUGAUUUCUGAAGUAGUAAUGGCUGAGUAUGUUGCAUAACUUAUUACAGGCUUUUUUAAGACUCUCCCUUUCUUCUGCAACUGUAAAGUAUGUACAUACCAAUUAACUGAAUACGAUGUAGGAAUAACAUGUUUAUCUUGAUGAUAAACUAGAAUUAAUUGAUGAAAACAAAAUAUUUUUAAUAUCCAAUCCAAGGUUCAUGAUGCCAACUCCUGUUUUCAAGAUAAAAUUGAUUGUUUCAUUGCUUGACAAUGUUAAUACAUUGCAUCAUUCUAAUUAGUGUUUAAUGAACAAAUUUUGCAAUACAUAACAGGGUCUCUAUUAAUAUAUAAAUAACAAGUUUAAUGAAUACAGUUUAUUACAAUCACUUGAAACAAACUCUUACAUUGAGUUUAAAAUAUGUAUAAAAUUCCAAAAUCUAUAAAUAGCAGAGUUGCUGACAAUGACCAAAGCUUCAAAUUAAUUUGAAUGAUUAUGGACUGAGAAAAGCGGAAAAAAAACGUGAUGAGAUGGGACUUUUGUGAUUUCAUGAAGAAAAAGAUUUUUAGUAUUAAUGAAUGAACCAUUUGCAUUUUUUUUCUUUUUAUACUAUAAAUAAUGAAAUGAGUUUUAAAUAAAUAGAUGAAUCAAUAUGGAAAAAUAAAUGUUCUUGGACAUUUAUGUUACUGGUCUUUAUAUUCCCCAAAUCCAUAGAUAUUGAUUUCAGAAUUUUACAUUUUGAAAUGUCCAUCAUGACAAUUUCAGAAUUUCUCCAAGUUACUGCAGGGAAGCUGUUUGGAUACAGCUAAAUUCAUACAUCACUUAGCUUUUGGUAGUUAAAAAGAGGAAAAAAAAAAAUUACAUAAAUGUUUGGUAUGCACAGAAUGGAUGUGUAAGCUGGCAGGACAGAAUGAAAGGUGUUAAAAUGCUGGAAGUUAGAAAAUAGAACUCUGUACUUACCAAGAUACUGGGCUUUACAAGAAAAUCCCACUUCUUGUUCAUUGCAUGGAAUGUCCUACUGCACAUUUGUCAUAUGAAUAUUAUACAGAAUUUUAUGCAUUGAUGCAAAUUUCCAGUUUCAAUGUGUCCUGUACAUAAUAAAAAAAAAAAAAAAAAAAACUUUUUCUGUGUAACAUUUCAUAUCUGUUGGAAUUUCUAUUUUUAGACUGCAUCACUUUCUAUUAUCUAAGUGUUACCCAGUGACAUCCAGAUUAUUAUUUGUAUCUGGACGCCCUGAGGAUCUUUGCUAUUCUAUUAUUGUAUCUUGAAGGUACGAGAAAGUUCAUGUUUGUGACUUAUAACUUAUUAUGUACACUUCAAAUAAAUCAACAUUUGAAGAAUUC
This is a messenger RNA of Penaeus monodon (black tiger shrimp), 7351 nucleotides long. Its product is annotated as calcium/calmodulin-dependent protein kinase kinase 1-like. Lineage: Eukaryota; Metazoa; Arthropoda; Malacostraca; Decapoda; Penaeidae. The transcript has 12 exons. Gene Ontology annotation, cellular component: cytoplasm. Gene Ontology annotation, molecular function: ATP binding; calcium/calmodulin-dependent protein kinase activity; calmodulin binding. Gene Ontology annotation, biological process: CAMKK-AMPK signaling cascade; protein phosphorylation; activation of protein kinase activity. The coding region runs from base 706 to 3003 and encodes 765 amino acids. The record is from RefSeq and is a predicted model, not a curated record.